AUGGCACGUCGUCCUGCGAGAUGUUACCGUUACUGCAAGAACAAGCCCUACCCAAAGUCUCGAUUCAACCGUGGUGUCCCCGACCCCAAGAUUCGUAUCUUCGACCUUGGCCGAAAGCGUGCGAACGUCGAUGAGUUCCCUCUCUGCAUCCACUUGGUCUCCAACGAGUACGAACAAUUGAGCUCCGAGGCUCUCGAGGCUGCCCGUAUUUGCGCCAACAAGUAUUUGGUCAAGAUCGCCGGAAAGGAAGGUUUCCAUCUCCGCGUCCGCGCUCACCCAUACCAUGUUGUCCGUAUCAACAAGAUGUUGUCUUGCGCUGGUGCCGAUAGACUGCAAACUGGAAUGCGUGGUGCUUGGGGUAAGCCAAACGGAACCGUUGCCCGUGUCAACAUUGGUCAAAUCAUCUUGAGUGUCCGAACUCGUGAUUCCCACCGUGCCACCGCUCUCGAGGCUCUCCGUCGAUCACAAUACAAGUUCCCUGGUCGCCAAAAGAUCAUCGUUUCCAAGAACUGGGGUUUCACUCCUCUCCGCCGUGAAGAGUACAUGGAGAAGAAGGCUGGAGGCAAGGUCUUGGUUGAUGGUGCAUAUGUCCAAUUCUUGAGCAACCACGGCAAAUUGGCCGACAACGUCCGAAGAUUCCCAGCUGCUUUCCAAGAGGCAUAG
Messenger RNA from Mollisia scopiformis, 663 nucleotides. Its product is annotated as putative 60S ribosomal protein L10-A. Gene Ontology annotation, biological process: translation; ribosomal large subunit assembly. NCBI's taxonomy places the organism in Eukaryota, Fungi, Ascomycota, Leotiomycetes, Helotiales, Mollisiaceae. Gene Ontology annotation, molecular function: structural constituent of ribosome. Bases 1 to 663 code for a protein of 220 amino acids. Gene Ontology annotation, cellular component: cytosolic large ribosomal subunit; ribosome. The record is from RefSeq and is a predicted model, not a curated record. The transcript is spliced from 5 exons.